CCGACUUCAACCUCCAACCUCAAGGAAAAUCAAAUCCUCCUCCGAUCUCCUCCCCGGAUAUCUCUCUUUCCUCCCCCCCUCCACUCCCCACCCACCACUUCCUUAGCGGUUCCCUUCCCUUUCUUCGCAAUUGACCGUGCAAUUGCCUCCUUUCGCCAUGUCUCUCGCCUCCGCUUCCAACUCCGUCCUGCGCGCCUGCGCUCGGCAACAACUCACCACUUCUCGCGCCGCCAUCGCCUCCUGCCAGCAGCGGAGGGGAGUCUCCAAUGCCAGAUCCAGCUUCGCCAGCCCCUUCACCCCCGCCGCCGACUAUGACCAGACCGUGAAGAUCCCCGACUUCAGCAAAUACUCCUCCAAGAAGGGCCCCCGCUCCAACCAGGUCUUCUCCUACUUCAUGGCUGGUUCCCUCGGUCUGGCCUCUGCCGUCGGUGCUAAGGCUACCGUUCAGGACUUCCUGGUCAACAUGUCCGCCUCUGCCGACGUCCUCGCUCAGGCUAAGGUUGAGAUCGGUCUCGCUGCUAUCCCUGAGGGCAAGAACGUUAUUAUCAAGUGGCGUGGAAAGCCCGUCUUCAUCCGUCACCGUACCCAGGAUGAGAUCGAGGAGGCCCAGAAGACUGAGUGGCAGUCUCUCCGUGACCCCCAGGCUGAUGAGGACCGUGUCCAGAAGGCUGAGUGGCUUGUCAUGCUUGGUGUCUGCACCCACUUGGGUUGUGUCCCCAUCGGUGAAUCCGGUGAUUUUGGCGGCUGGUUCUGCCCCUGCCACGGUUCCCACUACGACAUUUCCGGCCGUAUAAGAAAGGGCCCCGCUCCCCUCAACCUCGAGGUUCCCCAGUACAACUUCCCCUCCGAGGACACCCUCGUCAUCGGUUAAACGGUACCCCGACCCAAAAUCGAAACUUCAUGUUGCAAUUGAGGGGGGAAGUGCGCUUUUCGCCGGCAUAGAAAGAGCAGGCUAGCCAAGCAACCCUUCUUUUAUAGCGCCAGGGAAGGGAUGACGGAGAAGGUUUGUGUGUAUGUACGCGUGUUGUUGUUGUGUCUGUAUGUGCCUGUGCUUUAGAUGAAAUCCUCUUUUUUCUUAUCUUUUUUUUUUGUUCUCUCCAUCUUUUGUCAAGAUAUAAAGAGACCUUGUUUUAAUAUGGGAUCCCGAUAAAAACUGAGCCUCUUGUUUCUUUUGUCAUCCUAUUCGUCUCCAUGACAUUCACCUUUACAAUUCGCCGCUCACUUGCCUUGGACCUC
This is a messenger RNA of Aspergillus uvarum CBS 121591, 1236 nucleotides long. RefSeq names its product ubiquinol--cytochrome-c reductase catalytic subunit RIP1 (gene rip1). Gene Ontology annotation, biological process: mitochondrial electron transport, ubiquinol to cytochrome c. Gene Ontology annotation, cellular component: membrane. The transcript is spliced from 4 exons. The coding region runs from base 158 to 871 and encodes 237 amino acids. Gene Ontology annotation, molecular function: 2 iron, 2 sulfur cluster binding; quinol-cytochrome-c reductase activity. The record is from RefSeq and is a predicted model, not a curated record. Lineage: Eukaryota; Fungi; Ascomycota; Eurotiomycetes; Eurotiales; Aspergillaceae.